Molecule: messenger RNA, 453 nt
Organism: Acaulospora colombiana
Lineage: Eukaryota; Fungi; Glomeromycota; Glomeromycetes; Diversisporales; Acaulosporaceae
Source: the annotation of a GenBank genome assembly
AUGCGCGUAACAAUACCUAUCAUUGUCACGUGGGGGAACAACUUCCGUAGGACACUUGUUCCUGGAAGCUUGCUUCAAACGAGUACCGCCGCCGCAGUCACGAAGAAUUCAUCCAAGCCCUCUUCGAUUCGCGACGAACGAUUGGACAAGGUUUUGGGCGAUGAGGGUAACGCAAAACGUAAGGAAGGGAUUCAUAAACCCGAUGAAACAAGUGACCUUAGCCCAGAGGGAGUUUUGGGAAUUUCGGCCUUUCCAUUUAUGUGGGUCGCACAAAAAUUAUUGGUCGUGGUCUCACUUGCGUACGUGCGUAAGCGCGGAAUUAAUUGCGUUUUCGGUAAAAUAUCCGUGAAUCGUGGAAUCAAAAAGCUCUCUUAUCAACUAUUUCAUCAAAAUGCUGUUAUCAUCAUUUGGGGGUGGGAAGCAGGGAAACACGGUAAGACCGUUCAAUUUUAG